Messenger RNA from Myotis davidii, 3166 nucleotides. It is a transcript of the gene MTM1, whose product is annotated as myotubularin 1. Gene Ontology annotation, cellular component: plasma membrane. The coding region runs from base 6 to 2240 and encodes 744 amino acids. NCBI's taxonomy places the organism in Eukaryota, Metazoa, Chordata, Mammalia, Chiroptera, Vespertilionidae. Gene Ontology annotation, biological process: muscle cell cellular homeostasis; mitochondrion distribution; dephosphorylation. Gene Ontology annotation, molecular function: RNA binding; phosphatidylinositol-3,5-bisphosphate 3-phosphatase activity. The record is from RefSeq and is a predicted model, not a curated record. The transcript is spliced from 14 exons.
CCAGUAUGGCUUCUGCACCAACUUCUAAAUAUAAUUCACGCUCCUUGGAAAAUGAGUCUAUUAAGAGGACUUCUAGGGAUGGAGUCAAUCGGGAUCUCAGUGAGGCUGUUCCUCGACUUCCAGGAGAAAUUCGCAUUACUGACAAAGAAGUUAUUUACAUAUGUCCUUUCAAUGGCCCCAUUAAGGGAAGAGUUUACAUCACAAAUUAUCGUCUUUAUUUAAGAAGUUUGGAAACGGAUUCUGCUCUAAUACUUGAUGUUCCUUUGGGAGUGAUCUCAAGAAUUGAAAAAAUGGGAGGCGCCACAAGUAGAGGAGAAAAUUCCUAUGGUCUAGAUAUUACUUGUAAAGUAAGAGAUUCAGUACUUUCUUAUGUGAAAAAAGGCACAUUAAUGUUGAAUGAUAAGUGGUCUGCUCUGGAGCUCUGCGGCUCGGACUCUGUCAGCAUGGCGGUCUUCGCAGGCCCAGUCCAGCUGCUCCUGUCCCUGAACCUGCAAGAGGACACCAAGUUUCACAAAGAGAUGGCUCAGGCCCGCCGGAGUGCAACUAAGAAACAGAAGCAACUUACUCCUGGAGUAAUUUAUGUGGGCCACCUAUCUCCAGCACUUUACGAAACCCGGAUCCAAGCAUAUUUCUCCCAGUUUAGCACUGUUAAGAAAUUCAGGCUGUCCAGAAGUAAAAGGACUGGAAAUAGCAGAGGCUAUGCCUUCAUGGAAUUUGAAUCUGAAGAUGUUGCCAAGAUAGUUGCUGAAACAAUGAACAAUUACGUUUUUGGUGAAAGACUCUUGAAGUGUCAUUUUAUGCCACCUGAGAAAGUACACGAAGAACUUUUUAGAGAGUGGCAUCUUCUGUUUAAGAAUCCGUCUUAUCCAGCACCAAUAUUUGCAUUUGUAAACGAAGAAAAGUUUAACGUGGAUGGAUGGAUGGUUUAUAAUCCAGUUGAAGAAUACAGAAGGCAGGGCUUGCCCAAUCACCACUGGAGAAUAACUUUUAUUAAUAAGUGCUAUGAACUGUGUGACACUUACCCCCCUCUCUUGGUGGUUCCAUUUCGUGCCACAGAUGAAGAUCUCAAGAGAGUUGCAACUUUCAGAUCCCGAAAUCGAAUUCCAGUGCUGUCAUGGAUUCAUCCAGAAAACAAGACAGUCAUUGUGCGUUGCAGUCAGCCUCUCGUCGGAAUGAGUGGUAAACGAAAUAAAGAUGAUGAAAAAUAUCUUGACGUCAUCAGAGAGACUAACAGACAAAUUUCUAAACUCACGAUUUAUGAUGCAAGACCCAAUGUUAAUGCAGUGGCCAAUAAGGCAACAGGAGGAGGAUAUGAAAGUGAUGAUGCAUAUCAUAACACCGAGCUUUUCUUCUUAGACAUUCAUAACAUUCAUGUUAUGCGGGAAUCUUUAAAAAAAGUCAAAGACAUUGUUUAUCCCAAUGUGGAAGAAUCUCACUGGUUGUCCAGUUUGGAGUCAACUCAUUGGUUAGAACAUAUCAAGCUUAUUUUGACAGGAGCCAUUCAAGUAGCAGACAAAGUUUCUUCAGGGAGGAGCUCUGUGCUCGUGCACUGUAGUGAUGGAUGGGACAGGACUGCCCAGCUGACGUCCCUGGCCAUGCUGAUGUUGGACAGCUUCUAUCGGAGCAUCGAAGGGUUUGAAAUAUUGGUACAAAAAGAAUGGAUAAGUUUUGGACAUAAAUUUGCAUCUAGAAUAGGUCAUGGUGAUAAAAAUCACGCGGAUGCUGACCGAUCUCCUAUUUUUCUCCAGUUUAUUGAUUGUGUAUGGCAAAUGUCAAAACAGUUCCCUACAGCUUUUGAAUUCAAUGAACGAUUUUUGAUGACAAUUUUGGAUCAUCUGUAUAGUUGCCGGUUUGGUACUUUCUUAUACAACUGUGAAUCUGCUAGAGAAAGACAGAAAGUUACAGAAAGAACAGUUUCUUUAUGGUCGCUGAUAAACAGUAAUAAAGACACAUUCAAAAAUCCCUUCUAUACUAAAGAAAUCAAUCGAGUUUUAUAUCCAGUUGCCAGUAUGCGUCAUUUGGAACUUUGGGUGAAUUACUACAUUAGAUGGAACCCCAGAAUCAAACAACAGCAGCCAAAUCCAGUGGAGCAGCGUUACAUGGAGCUCCUGGCAUUGCGCGACGAAUACAUAAAGCGGCUGGAGGAGUUGCAGCUCGCCAACUCUGCCAAGCUUUCUGAUCCCUCAACUUCACCUUCCAGCCCUUCACAGAUGCUGUCCCACGUGCAAACGCACUUCUGAGAGGGAGCCUUGCCCAAUGCUGAGUUUGAGCUCUGAAUAAAGGAAAUAGUUGACUUUCAUUUGGGGCCUCUGUACAAAGUAGAUUAAAAUAUUUGCCUCCAUGUAGAACUUGAACUAACAUAAUUUUACUCUUGAAUAUGUGCCUUCUAGAUUACAUAUUACAAGAAAACUACAGUGUCUACACGGCAGUCAGAAGAAAGGAUCCCAGAUGGGGUUUUGGAAAAAUUCUGAUACCUUUCAAAAGAAGUUUUUGAAAACUAUAAAGCUUAAAUUUAAUUUGCCUCUUUAGAAGUGCUGUGUAUACAAUAUGUAAUUUAUGGGCUUAAUUGCAACAACAUUAUUUUAAACUAAAGGGGAUAAACGUUUUGUGAAAUGGAUUUUCCUCAGGUUGCUUAAAAGCAUUGCUUCAUAUCAUCUAAAACGAAUGCAGAUGUGAAAGGUGUGUUACUGCCAAAAUCAAAUUGAGCUCAGCUUCUGAGGCAUUAUCCAAAAGCAAGGUAUUUCAAUAAUUGCCAAAUUUUAUACCAUCAUAAGUGGUGACUUAAGGAGAACUAGCUGUGUAGAUUAAAUUUUGGAAUAUGAGGUGUUUUCCCCUAAUUUUCAAGAGAAGCAUAUUUUUAUAUUAAAAAAAAACACUGAUGGGGCCCAGUUUAAUAUGAUUUGAUUUUUUAAAACUUUGCCAGUUCUAUUUUCGAAGUUUUUCCUUGAGCUUGCCUAAAAUUCUGACCCCUUUUCAGGUUGUGGGAAACCACUUAGAUAGCACUGUGCAAGGAUGUCGGGUGUCAUAUGCUGCUGAGGUGAAUGUUUUCACAAAUGUUGCUCUAGUCAAACCAGCUUAUCUGCCAAAGCGUAGGGUUGACCAUCUUGGAUGUUUAAGCUAUUGCUAAAGCAUCAUUUUUUUUUUUUAAAUAAAAGCUGCAGAUGUA